Sugiyamaella lignohabitans is the source of this 2631-nucleotide messenger RNA. It is a transcript of the gene ARG5,6, whose product is annotated as bifunctional acetylglutamate kinase/N-acetyl-gamma-glutamyl-phosphate reductase. Bases 1 to 2631 code for a protein of 876 amino acids. The transcript has a single exon. Gene Ontology annotation, cellular component: mitochondrion; mitochondrial matrix; cytoplasm. Gene Ontology annotation, biological process: L-arginine biosynthetic process. The record is from RefSeq and is a predicted model, not a curated record. Gene Ontology annotation, molecular function: N-acetyl-gamma-glutamyl-phosphate reductase (NADP+) activity; acetylglutamate kinase activity; L-glutamate N-acetyltransferase activity, acting on acetyl-CoA as donor. NCBI's taxonomy places the organism in Eukaryota, Fungi, Ascomycota, Dipodascomycetes, Dipodascales, Trichomonascaceae.
AUGAUGUUGAGAUCGGUUAAUAAACUUUUCGUUCGCAGUUCUGCAGGUGCUUUGAGAAGGGCUACUAGGAGUUUAGUAUCGACUUCAGCUCGCACUCCCUCUCGUGUUAGCGUGGCUACUUCUGCUCCUGCCAUUGGCUCCAGAUUGUACUCUACCAGAUCGACCGUAAUUCAACUCCUUGAUAAUAUUGGUUCAAAGAGAGAAGUCGAACAAUAUUUGAAGUACUUCACCUCGGUCAAUUCUCAGCAAUUUGCCGUUAUCAAAGUAGGUGGUGCUAUCAUUACUGAUUAUCUGCAAGAGUUGGCGUCUUCUCUGGCAUUUUUAUAUCAUGUCGGUUUGUAUCCCGUUGUACUGCACGGAACUGGUCCUCAAAUCAACGAGAUUCUCGAGCAAGAGGGUGUAAUUCCAGAUUAUAUCGAUGGCAUUCGUAUUACAGAUUCGAAGACCAUGGAGGUUGUUCGUAAGUGCUUUUUGGAACAAAACUUAAAGCUCGUUACCGCUUUAGAAGAGCUCGGAGUCCGUGCUAGACCUAUCACUGGUGGUGUGUUUUCAGCUGAGUACCUUGACCAGGAGAAGUAUCACCUGGUUGGUAAGAUUACGAGUGUUAACAAAACGGCCAUUGAGGCUUCUAUCAAUGCUGGCGCCUUGCCUAUCUUGACAUCCCUGGCUGAGACACCUGAUGGCCAGAUCUUGAAUGUUAAUGCCGACGUUGCUGCUGGUGAACUAGCUAGAGUUAUGGAGCCUCUAAAGAUCGUCUAUUUGAAUGAGAAGGGCGGUUUAUUACAUGGUGUUACUGGCGAGAAGAUUAGUGUUAUUAAUCUUGACGAGGAGUAUGAAGACCUGUUAAAGGAGCCUUGGGUCAAGUACGGCACUAAGCUUAAGAUUAAAGAGAUCAAGGAGCUAUUGACUUAUCUUCCUCGGUCUUCGUCAGUGGCUAUUAUCUCCGUCAAUGAUCUGCAAAAGGAGUUAUUUACUGACUCCGGUGCAGGAACUCUUAUCAGACGUGGUUACAGACUUCAUGCCAGAGAUAAUCUCGAUCAAUUCCCUUCGAAGGAACAACUAAGAACAGCAUUAGCUAGAGACCCAGAUGUUCAGUCAAACAAGAUAUCUAUUGCAUCUUAUCUUCGUGGACUUGAAGGUGUUUCAUUUAAGGCUUAUGGAGAUGAGCCUCUAGAAGUUCUUGCCAUAGUCAGAAAUGGUCAAGAAAAUGAGAUUCCUGUUCUUGACAAGCUCCUUGCCAGUAAAAAUGGUUGGUUGAAUAAUGUUACAGACAAUGUUUGGUCAGCUAUUCGCAAGGACUAUGCCCAGCUGCAAUGGGUCAUUUCAGAAUCAGAUGAAAAUUCAAGCUGGCACUUUAGUAACGCUGAUGGCUCUUUUGCCAAGAACGGUAAGAUUUUGUUCUGGUAUGGCAUCGAAGAUACCAAAGCCAUUUCUGAUCUGAUUGCUGAUUUCUCUAAGAAGUCUGUACUUGAAUCUGUGAAUUCAGGCUCUAAUCCUACUGCUUCAGCUGUCAAGAAGUCUGUUUCUGGUGUAUUCCAACAGACUCGCUCAUUCUCCACUACUCGUAGCACCCCCUUCUUCUCUUCUAGGGGUCAACUCAAUGCUAAUCCCAACCCUCCCCUUAAAGAUGGCACUAACACCAAGCCUGCUAAGGUAGCUCUUAUUGGGGCCCGUGGUUACACUGGACAGGCUCUUAUCGAUCUUAUUAAUCGUCACCCUUACCUUGAGAUUGCUCAUGUGUCGAGUCGUGAGAAUGCCGGUCGUCCCCUCGCCGGCUACACCAAGGCCUCCAUUAACUAUGAAAACCUCCAAGUAGAAGACAUUAAACGUCUUGAAGAAUCUGGUGCAGUUGACGUUUGGGUCAUGGCUCUCCCUAAUGGUGUUUGUCAACCAUUUGUCAACGCCAUCGACGAGGCUCGUAAUCCUGCAAAGAAUUCAGUUAUUAUCGACUUGUCCGCCGAUUAUAGAUUUGAUGAAACAAAUCAAUGGACUUAUGGUCUCCCUGAGCUCAACAACCGUGCAGAAAUCGCCAAGGCACGUAAGAUUUCAAACCCAGGCUGUUAUGCUACCGCUGCCCAACUUGCUAUUGCGCCCAUUCUAGAGUAUAUUCCAAUAGAUGCCGUCCCUUCUGUGUUUGGUGUAUCGGGAUAUUCUGGAGCUGGUACAAAGCCUUCUCCUAAAAAUGAUGUUGAGAACCUCCGCGAUAAUCUCAUCCCUUACUCCUUGACUGAUCACAUUCACGAGCGCGAGGUUUCUUCGCAACUUGGAAAGCAAAUAGCGUUCACUCCUCACGUUGCCGCUUGGUUCCAGGGUAUUUCUCACACUAUUAAUAUCCCCCUUAAGGAGAAACUUUCAUCUCGUGACAUUCGUAAUAUCUAUCAAGAUCGAUAUGCUGGUGAGAAGCUCAUUACCGUAACUGGCGAGGCUCCUCUGGUUAAGGAUGUGUCUGGUAAGCAUGGUGUUGUUAUUGGUGGAUUCGGCGUUAACAAGAAACAAGACCGUGUCGUCAUUGUUGCAACUAUUGAUAAUCUUCUCAAGGGCGCUGCUACUCAGUGUCUUCAAAACAUCAAUAUCGCCCUGGGUUAUGGCGAAUACGACGGUAUUCCAGUCGACCACGUCAUCCGUGGCUAA